This is a messenger RNA of Fusarium verticillioides 7600, 2031 nucleotides long. RefSeq lists its product as hypothetical. The coding region runs from base 960 to 1547 and encodes 195 amino acids. Lineage: Eukaryota; Fungi; Ascomycota; Sordariomycetes; Hypocreales; Nectriaceae. The transcript has a single exon. The record is from RefSeq and is a predicted model, not a curated record.
CGAGUCGCAUUACAGAGGACAGUCCGAGUUGCACAAUGAUAUUGGGUCUGGAAAAAAUUCUCUUCUUCUUUGUCUCUCUUGACUCAUUUCGACUGACAGCUUUGUCGACACACAAAAAGUCAAAGGUCGCAUGGCAACGAACCCACACCGACAUCUAGUCUACAACAAUGACAGUUGGUCAAGACACAACAAACCACGCAAAAGGGAGAUGCUAAAAUAGAAGUUCUUUGCUGGCUCCAGCAAAACACGUCCCUGCAAGCCUGGCAAGCCUUGAUUGGCCCAAGAUAUGCAGCCGAAGACAGUUUGCCAGUGACCGAUGCUUCCUUUGCAGGGAGCAGACUGGGGCCAGAAUAGAGCUAGACCGGGGUGAGCCCUCUAGCUCAGGAACAGGCCAGUCAAAAGCGCAGUAGCCAAGGUUCUGCCCGAUCCUCAACUGGGUUCUAGGCUGCCUUUGGAUCCAAUCACCGUCCACAUUCAUGACUGCAAUGCAAGGUACCGUUGUGUGGUGGUACUGACGAAAACCAUUUGGACCCAAUGCCGGGGCUAACUCAUUAACUUCCAGGUACGGGGAACAAUGCCAAUCAAGUUGGGGGCUAAUGAGGUGACAACGCAACGCACCAGGGCUCUGACUGCUAGACAGGCAAGGGUAUCUAUGGACAGGUCUAAUGGAUGGAUGGGAGAUUAAGUCCCGCAGUGUGUGCGAAAACUACAAGUUGCGCUCGGUAUCCGCCCAGGCGCCUUGUUUGGUUUCCUCUUGUUUACCUCUUCAAGUGCGCUUGUUUUCACGAUAUCAAUCUUCCAGCCUUGUGCUAUACACUCAUUAAACGAUUCUUGAUAACAUUAUUUGUGCUUUGCACCCUUCAGUCUUUUUUUUUGCUCAACGCAACAAGAAUCUCUUACGAUAUCUUAAGAAGAAACCACCACAGUUCUUUUCCAAACCACCAACAGUCGCCAUCACAAUGCAGUUGUCCAGCAUCAUGAUUGCCGCCGCUGGCGCCUCGGUCGCCGCUGCUCAGGACUACGCCGCUCCUCCUGCUGCUGGUCUGGAUACCACAACACUCACCUCGACCACUACCCGGGUUAUCACUCUUACUCAGUGCAACCCUACUGUGACCGACUGCCCCCUUCGUACCACAACCUCGACUGAGGUUGUCAUUACUACUUCGACUGCUGCGCCCGAGGUUCCUACCACCUCUGUCUACGUGCCCCCUACCACCAGCGUCUACGAGCCUGUUGUCAACACCACCAGUCACGAGCUGCCCACUAUCAUCAGCACCCCUACCAUCAGCACCACCAAGAAGGCUCCCUCUGCCAAGACCACCUUCUACCCUGCUGGCAACACUACCACCAAGGCUGGCCCUACUGCCCCUGGUUCUUACACCACCACCAAGCUGCCCGUUCCUGGCAGCAGCACUGAUGUUCCCGGAAACCCUGGCUAUGAGGCACCCAGCCCUUCCACCGUGCCUACCGCCGGUGCCAGCGGCCUCAUCGCGUCUUCAGGAUUCGUCGGUGCUGCCAUGGUCGCUGCCCUGAUUGCUCUUUUCUAGAUGCAUUAAACCACUCGGUUACACGACCCAGCCUGUGCCUUGACAGACAUGAAUUAUUCUUCACUUCACUUAUGAUACCUUGUUUUUCUUCUUUGGGGAUGGUCGUUUGGAGAUUUUUAUAAAGGCGAGAUUCUUGCUGCGAGGCAAUGUCUUUGUUCGAGAUUAGCUACUGUGUAGCCAAUUAGCUAUUUGAUUCCUUGCAGGUCAUCGAUGAGGCGCAUGGAAUACCCAGCGCGGAGUUUUCUAAAUGCAUCAUAUGUCGAUCACGUAAACGUACAUCUUGAGUUGUCUGCGCGCGUACGCAUAUGGUGUCUGGUUCUGGGCUUGGAGGCGGAAGCCUCGGAAUGUUGAGGAGUUUAGAAAAUUAUGUUCACAUCACAUUGAUAGUCAUUGAAAUCCAAUUCGACACGAAACGACAUAUGACAAGUCUAUCUAUGCGUGAUUGAUGAUUGUGCAUAUAACUACGUGGUUACGUGAUCAGCUG